This is a messenger RNA of Rubroshorea leprosula, 1207 nucleotides long. The record is from the annotation of a GenBank genome assembly. Lineage: Eukaryota; Viridiplantae; Streptophyta; Magnoliopsida; Malvales; Dipterocarpaceae.
CGCCUUUCUUCUUCUGGUUUGGGGUUCACGGGACGCCGGAGAAUCAAAUUCCCGGAGGAAUUUCAAACGCCAAUUUCACGAGAAAGAAAGAAAAAGGGAGAUGGGUUUGCUUUCCAACAGAAUCAAUAAGGAAAGUCUGAAGCCUGGAGAUCAUAUCUACUCAUGGAGGGCUGCUUAUGUUUAUGCACAUCACGGUAUCUAUGUUGGGGAUGAUACUGUCAUCCAUUUUACGAGGCAUGGCCAAGAAGUAGGUACAGGAACGGUGCUGGACCUCAUCUUGUUCAGUUCAGGACCAGCUCGAUCGCAUGUCCCUUGCCCUAACUGCAUUCCACCAGAAGAAGGUGGUGGUGUCCUUUCCUCUUGCUUGAAAUGCUUCCUUGCUGGGGGGAUAUUGUACCGUUUUGAGUAUGGAGUCAGCCCUGCACUUUUUCUUGCAAAAGCUCGUGGUGGGACUUGCACUCUUGCUGGCUCAGAUCUAGAUGACGUAGUUGUUCAUCGAGCAAAAUACUUGCUUGAAAAUGGAUUUGGCUGCUAUAACGUGUUCAAGAACAACUGUGAAGAUUUUGCAAUCUACUGCAAAACAGGACUGCUUGUUGUGGAUCAUGGAACCAUUGGGCAGAGUGGCCAAGCCGUAUCCAUCAUAGGUGGACCUCUUGCAGCUGUGUUAUCUACACCUCUGCGCCUUGUCACUACAAAUGUUUAUGGCAUGGCAGCUACAGCAGUUGGGGUCUAUUGUGCUAGCCGAUACGCAGCUGAUAUUGGCAUGAGAAGAGAUGUAAUGAAGGUUCCAGUUGAGGAGCUGACUAGGAGGCUGGCGACAGGCUUGUUUCAGGUGAUUGAACCCCAAACUUUAGCUACUGUGCCCACUACUACUGCACAAUAAUCACUAAAUCUUAUCGUAAUGUAUCUGAGUGCAAGGCAAUGCCUUUCAAACAUUAAGUGUGGUCCUCUGAUGUCCCUGGGGACGUUGAUUUCUGGCUAGUGAUGCGUGCUGUGUGUUGAAUUCUAAGGGAUGUUUCUCCAGCUUUCUGGAGAUAUGGAGAUGAAAUCUUUGCUUCUGCAAAGCUGUGCUAAGUUGAUCAUUUGUUCAAUUGAUAUGCUGUCUUAAAUAAUGCCAAAUUCUUAAUGAGAGAUUAAUUAUGACUUCCCUUCCAUAUUUCAUUAAGCAGUACAGGUGGAGUCGUUGGAAUCAAAAUUUUCUGCCCUU